Messenger RNA from Eremothecium cymbalariae DBVPG#7215, 900 nucleotides. RefSeq lists its product as uncharacterized. The transcript has a single exon. The record is from RefSeq and is a predicted model, not a curated record. Bases 1 to 900 code for a protein of 299 amino acids. NCBI's taxonomy places the organism in Eukaryota, Fungi, Ascomycota, Saccharomycetes, Saccharomycetales, Saccharomycetaceae.
AUGCAUCAACCAAUGGUCGUGAAUCGAACAAUAAUGGAUCGUAUAAGUAAUGAUGAAGAUAGGAGGGCUAGGCGAUGUGCCAAAUUUUCAACGGCGUCAAGGGAUGCAAUCCUCAACGAUCCUCUCGCUGAUCGCGGAUUGCUGAGCAGAAUGACCAAAUCCAACGAAAUGAUAGAAAGGCUACAACGGGACAAUUUUGCCAGGGAAACCUUGUUUAACGACAUUCUACAACUUUAUAAUAGCGAUCCAGAUGCUGAAUUGAUCUCGCAUGGAUUAAGGAAACUACGAGAAAUCAUCAUUAGCACUUUCGACAAAACCAAGAACGAUGACGCCUCCUACCGUCUCGCGUGGCGAGUGUAUAAGUUAUCCGUCGAAUACUACACCACUAAUAAGCAAUGGCAGAAGGCGAUUUCAUGUCUGGAAUUUAUCACGGAUAAUUUUCCUGCUGAUACUUUCCCUGAGACGGCAGAGUACACGGCAUGCAUUUUGGUGUACAAAUCUUACAUCGAAAACGACUCUCCCACGGCCCUAAAUCUGCUGACGACGCAUCUCUACGAUAACGAAAAACUGUUCUCAGUAUGUUUACGACUGGUUGUGAUUUGGGCAACCCAAUGCGACCCCCCAAACAACUGGUAUAAGCUUCUCCAAGACGUCGAUGAAACACCGAUUCUCAAGACUUUUCUUACAAGGCUCCCAAUCCUUAAACUGCACCAAACUGAAACCCUGAAGUUGAUCAGCAAGUCAUACCACCAGUUACCCCUGCAAUUCAUGGAAACUUAUUGGUUUUGCGGUCUAGGAAGACAACUCCGAGAAGAAGUAUGCCAGCAUUGGACAGUAUCAACGGAUGGCAUCAGGAACACCCAAUUAAUUUUAUUCAAGAAGCUAAAAAGGGCGCAUUAG